GGAUUAAACUAGAGAAGGUGGAAGAAGGAACCAAUGAGCAUAAAUACCCCUUCCUUGCCCACUCUUCCCCCUUCUACCCCCCACCGGACGCCUCCCUUCUUCCUCGAUCCAUCCAGAGGCCUCCGACAAGAGGCAAGGAGCAGAAAGGAUCCAGCUCAAGUUCCAGCCUUGAGUUCAGAGGAAGAGGGGCAACGCCCGCGAGAGCUCCGGACGAUGACAAGAUCAUCGAUGGAAGUCCUUCCUCCGACGACGCCGUGCUACCCCGGCUCAAGUUUGUUCCUUGGCGAGAGGAGGAGUAGGGGCUGGAGCGGAACUGGCACUUGGACCCCCGAGGAGAACAAGCGGUUCGAGUAUGCCUUGGCGAAGUUCGACAAAGAGACCCCCGACCGGUGGGAAAGGGUGGCGGCGUCUCUCCCUGGCAAGACGCCGAGGGAUGUGGAAAGCCAUUACCGGAAUUUGCUGAAUGAUGUGAAGCAGAUAGAAGCCGGGCGGAUCCCAUGUCCCGGCUACGACUCGUCUUCUUUUUCGCUGGACUGGGAGAGCUUCGAAGUGCUAAAGCAAUCAUACUGCGUCGGUGGUAGGAGAUCAGGAGCACGAGCAUCGGACCAAGAGAGGAAGAAAGGAGUCCCCUGGACGGAAGAGGAGCACAAGCGAUUUCUGCUCGGUCUUAGGAAGUAUGGUAAAGGAGACUGGAGAAAUAUAUCUCGAAAUUUUGUGAUCACUCGGACCCCGACUCAAGUGGCUAGCCAUGCGCAAAAGUACUUCAUCAGACUCAAUUCAGGUGGCAAAGAUAAGAGGAGGUCGAGCAUACAUGACAUUACCACUGCCAAUUUGCCGGAUAACAGGCCUCCUUCACCGUCUCAGCCAUCUUCUCUUACCUCUCAGCCGUGCUCAGCUCCUGCACCGAUAUGGUCAAGCCCGUACUCAUCGAUCCACGAUACAAAUCCACCUGAUGAAGCGACUGGUACCUUUAGUUCAUCAGCGCAAGUGAGUCAAAUUAUGCAAGCACGAUACGGAGUGGCUGCUUAUGGGUUGAAGCUAGAAGCUCAUGCACCUCAGAGUGGCACUCUUCGUGAUCCAUUGGUUAACGACCAUAAUUUGCUGUUUCGGAUGCAAUCAAGUCGUCAUCUUCCUCACGGAUGAGAUUCUAUUAGUCAGUAUUUGGAUAUUUAUUGCAAAGAAGAACCGGAGGAGGUGAAUGGGGGCUUGGUCGAGGAUGGAAGAUAUGGUGCUUUUUCUUCUACGAUAUCUAGUAUGCCAUUGUACACUAUAAAAAUAAAAAUUUGUACUAGCAGCAAUGCAGUAGCCUCGGUCUGUUGUUGAUCAUGAUCUGAAAUUAAGGGUUCUUGUUCUGUUCUCCGCUUUGGUUUUGCACGAUCUACACGGCCCGAAGCAGUGUCAAUGUCUUCUUUCUCCAGUGCUGCUCAAAAGAAAUCGGACAACCAGAACCGCACAAAGGUCAAUAAACAGGUAUGAAUCGAAGUUCUGAAACACCACCUUACCAUCUGGUUUAUCAGCCGUCGGAUGUUCUGUAGUGUCUCUACACUGAAGCUCUUGAUAAGCUGUUGGUACGAAAACAAUGGUUGUAUCGGCCAUGACUCUUUGGCCAUGCUUGUUUCUCUCGUAGUUUGAUGUUGCUUAGUCACUCGAUCGAAGCAGACAAUAGCUUGUUUGAGGGCUAUCUGAACUUGUAUAAGGUUUCAGACUGCUUUUGUUUGUUCAAUUUGCCUACUGUUCACC
Messenger RNA from Musa acuminata subsp. malaccensis (wild Malaysian banana), 1740 nucleotides. Its product is annotated as transcription factor DIVARICATA. The record is from RefSeq and is a predicted model, not a curated record. Gene Ontology annotation, molecular function: DNA binding. Lineage: Eukaryota; Viridiplantae; Streptophyta; Magnoliopsida; Zingiberales; Musaceae.